CAAACGUGGAUUCCCCACUGGUGAAUGAGAGAAACAGUGAGGACGACAAACUGGAGGAAGAAAAGGACAGCGGGGUCAUGGAGGCCGAGGUGGACGAGGACGACGGGACGUUCACCAACAUCUCGCUGAAGGACGACACAGUGGACGGCGGAUCUGCAGCCCUGUAUACUAAACAGGACGAGUGCUUCAUUAUGAACUGCGACAUAGAUGGGGACCUGGAGAACCAGGUGGAGAUGGAAGAGAAGACGAGGCUCAUAAAUCAAGUUUUGGAACUUCAGCACACACUGGAAGAUCUGUCGGCGCGAGUGGACACAGUCAAGGAGGAGAACCUUAAAUUGAAGUCUGAGAACCAGGUGCUCGGUCAGUACAUCGAGAACCUCAUGUCCGCCUCCAGCGUCUUCCAGACCACAGACACCAAGAGCAAACGGAAGUGAGGUUCCCUCGGGAACGGCACCUGGGAGUUGAGGCUGCCACGCAGACACAGAGAGGGCUUCUGCUUUCUCAGCACACAGAGGCCAAACCUUUGGUGCAGUGCUCCGUGUCUGCUGACCGAAGGCGGUCCGUCCCUGAUCUGCUUUGCAGCAGCUUUUUCGGCACUGUGCAGACGAGGUACACAUCGCCCUUUAACCAUCAGAGCUCAACAAUAACAACACCUGGACUGUGUAUAAUAUGUAAAAUAUAUGAAGUGGUUAAAUAUAAUUCAUGCUUCAAGUUUUCGCUCAACGUUUCACCAUCGUAUCUGUAAACUAGUUCGUCUAGUUUGUCUUAAAUACUUGAAAUGUUUUUCUCUGUUUGUGUCAAAUUCCAACUGACUUAGACUAAAUGCUAAACAUACAGUAUAACCAUGAGCUUGUUAAAAUAUUAUUUAUUUUUUUAAAGUGUUUUUUUUUUUUUUUACGUCGGCUGUAUUUUUUUUGUUCUAGGAUGUCGUAUCUAUACAGUGCAUGAUUGCAUUCAUCCUCAUAAAAAAUAAUCAAACAGCAGUAUUACGCAGUGAAAGACCCUUGCAUGGUGACUGAUAAGAAUGAAGAAACUUCAGUGCUUUUUGUUUGAAACUUUUUUUUCUUAUUGAAUGAAAUGUCAUUAAAUCAAUACGGAAUUGCAGCCUGCAGACAGUGAAGCAACUGAAAACUCUUCCACUGUGGGGGCGGACGCUAAUACAUACUGUACAGUUCCCACCGAGCGCUCGCCAACAACGUGCAAUUAUGUCUUUAUAUAACUGGACAUUCACCAAGAUUUUAUUUUAGCUUUUAAUCACUGUGUAUUAGAGGUGAGGGCAAGUAAACAAUAUGUCAUAGUGCAGAAAAUCAGCUUUAAUUUCAGGCUAAUUGCAUUUAAAUCCGACACACUAUUGGAAUUACAGCAGUGUGUGUGUGUUGGGGAGCUUGAUUUUAAGAGAUGAAACAUUUUCUAACUUCAGUCUAUGCUGGUGACUUCUGGCAACUGGUGACCUGCUUCAGAUUGAACAUUUCUUCCUCCAGUCACAACCACUGAAGGCUUUUAGUCCUUGUGAUUGCCUUGGCGGAUUCCUUCACUUGUCACGCUGUUGUAUGCUCACUCAGGUUUUUUUUUUUUUUUUGAAGGAUUUAUCAUAUUGGUUUUUGGGAAUAUUCAAGGGUUCAGAUCAAUUUUUAUCCACCCAGUUCUCAGUUAACGGGGAAGUUCUACAAUUUUCAAUCUGGCCUCUAUUUUCAGAUGUUAUUUGGUUCAUGUUUUCACUCUGAGGGUCUCGACACACCCUCCUCAUUGGGAAAUGACUUGUCAUGACUCAGUGGAAAGCAGUACUACAUGAAGACUGGGAGGCUAAGGUAAGCAGUAACUAUAAUUGGUCGCUGUAGAAAGUAACUUUACAUUUGGUGAGGUAGGCAUGCACACGUUUAUCUCUGCAGGGAUCCUCUCCGCAUUUUGGCCUGUUCAGUGGUGACAAGAAAUGGUUUACUGUGGUUUUAACUUAGGGUUUAUUGUGCUAAUACAUUAUAUAGCUAAUUAGUAUGUGGUGGUGUUUGUCAUCUAAAUCAGUACCCUCCCUAUUAAUUCUUUGUUCCCCCCAGUGUAAAGAUGAAACACACAACUUCUAAAAAUAGACCCAGGUUUUAAUAAUGAGA
Molecule: messenger RNA, 2105 nt
Organism: Thalassophryne amazonica
Lineage: Eukaryota; Metazoa; Chordata; Actinopteri; Batrachoidiformes; Batrachoididae
Gene: scoca
Product: short coiled-coil protein a
Exons: 4
Coding region: 78-434 (118 amino acids)
Cellular component (GO): trans-Golgi network
Source: RefSeq, a predicted model, not a curated record